AGGGAACCAGACUAGGCAGUAGGACACUCACAGUAAAACUGUUGUCUGCUCCUUAAACAUGGCGACUCAGGAGGGAUCCAGUUUGGCUGAUAAGCCCAAGGACAUCUGUUUGGAGGACAUGAUCAUAGACAUUGAGUUUCACCCACAGAAAGAUGUCAUUGCCUCUGGCUCCAUUGAAGGGGAUAUAUUUUUGCACUCCUAUAACAUUGGAAAAGAAAACAGCGAGUUAAUGAAGCUAUCUCACCACAAGAAAUCCUGUAGAGUUGUUCGCUUUUCCCCGAGCGGAGAGGAUUUACAUGCGGGAUCCAAGGAUAAAUCCUUCAGCACAGUAGACCUGAACACAGGCACAUUGAAGCGAAGGGUGAAGAAUGCCCAUGAGGCGGCCAUCUACAGCAUGUUGGUCACCGGGGACAACUUCCUUGUUACCGGGGAUGAUGAUGGCUAUGUUAAGUUAUGGGACCUGAGACAACAGAAGGCUGUCAUGGAGGAACGGCAGUCGGAGGAGUACAUCAGCGACAUCGCUGUCGAUGACCAAAAGAAAACGCUCCUUGUUGCUAGUGGAGAGGGUACAUUGACGGCGUUCAACCUUCGCCGAAAGAAGAUGGAGACGCAGUCAGAGUUGUUUGAUUCUGAGUUUCUCUCACUCGCUAUUGUUAAGCGUGGCCAGAAGGUUGUGUGUGGGUGUGGCAACGGGGAGCUGAACAUGUUCACGUGGGGGGACUGGGGCAACAUAAGUGAUCGAUUCCCAGGUCACCCCAUGUCCAUAGACUGCAUGGUUCCCCUCACAGAUGACAUUGUCUGUACUGGCUCCAUGGAUGGGCUUAUCAGGGCAGUGCAUAUCUUACCAAACCGGUUUAUCGGUAUCGUUGGGGAGCACCCAGGGGAUUUCCCGGUGGAAAACCUCUCACUGUCUCGGGACAAGCACCUGCUGGCCAGCUGUUCUCAUGAUCAGAAAAUCAAGUUCUGGAACGUGGACAGUGUAAGCUCAGAGACAGUCGAUGUGAGAACACGUGCACUGAAAGGGGAUAAGAGCAAGUUUCUAAAAUCGUCAGAUAAGGGAGACUUUUUUGCUGAUUUGGCUGCUGACGAAGCAUCUGGAAAUGCCGGUGGUGAUAAGAAAGAUGGUGAUGGUGAUGAUGAUGAUGGUGAUGACAGUGUUGAUGAUGAUAGUGAUAGUGAUGAAAAUGAUUAAUAAAGUUUUUAUCCAG
Molecule: messenger RNA, 1208 nt
Organism: Mya arenaria
Lineage: Eukaryota; Metazoa; Mollusca; Bivalvia; Myida; Myidae
Product: WD repeat-containing protein 55-like
Exons: 8
Coding region: 59-1192 (377 amino acids)
Molecular function (GO): protein binding
Source: RefSeq, a predicted model, not a curated record